AAGUCUACAAAUAGAAGAGCUCCAUCAGGGUGAACUGAAGUUAUCCUAAGGAAAAAUUUCAUUGCAUGGAUUGUGUAAACUCACUGAGGCUGAAGUAAAGCUGGAAAGGAAUCCACAAGUGAAUAAAACAAGAAGUUUGGAAUUGGAUUUGGGGAACCUGGGCUUGGAAAUGCCUCAGCCCAGUGUGAGUGGAAUGGACCCUCCUUUUGGGGACGCCUUUCGGAGCCAUGUGUUUUCAGAGCAGACUCUGAUGAGCACGGAUCUCUUGGCAAGCAGUUCAGAUCCAGACUUCAUGUAUGAACUGGACAGAGAAAUGGACUAUCAGCAAAGCUCCAGAGACAACUUCCUUUCAAUGGAGGACUGCAAAGACCUCGAGAACUUGGAGUCUUUUACCGACAUCCUGGACAAAGAAGCUGCUCUCACCUCAAAGUGGGAGCAGUGGGACACCUACUGUGAAGACUUAACUAAGUACACUAAAUUAACCAGCUGUGACAUCUGGGGAACAAAAGAGGUGGAUUACCUGGGCCUUGAUGACUUUUCAAGCCCAUACCAAGAUGAAGAGGUGAUAAGCAAAACACCAACACUGGCUCAGCUCAACAGUGAGGACUCCCAGCCUGUUUCCGAUUCACUCUAUUACCCUGAUUUACUCCUUAGUGUGAAACAAAACCCUUUAAAUUCGCUGUUACCUGGCAAAAAAAUUGCCACCAGAGCAGCAGCCCCAGUCUGUUCCUCCAAGAAUGUUCAGGCUGAGGCACCUUUGUCGGACUGUGUUCAGAAGGCGAGCAAACCUGCAAGUCAGCCUGCUUCCAGUACACAAAUCAUGGUGAAGACCAAUGUGUACAAUAACGAAAAGGUGAACAUUCACGUUGAAUGUAAAGACUAUGUUAAAAAGGCAAAAGUAAAGAUCAAUCCUUUACCACAGAGCAGACCAGUGCUGAGCCAGACACAUGCUGAUGCAGCAAAGGAAAACACCUGCUAUUGUGGUGCUGUAGCAAAGAGACAAGAAAGAAAAGGAAUCGAGUCCCCGCACAGUCACAGUACGCCUCCUGUUCUGCCUUUUAAAGAGACUCAAGAACUGCUCCUGAGUCCACCCCAGGAAAGUCCAGGGCUUAUUGUGGGAGAGAGCAGUCUUUCUGCCAGCACAUCAGUGUCAGAUUCUUCACAGAAGAAAGAAGAGCACAACUACUCUCUUUUUGUAACAGACAGUUUGGGUGAACAGUCGGCCAAAGGAGACCCUGAGGAGGAUGAGGAUGAUGAGGAUGAUAUUGAAGAUGAGGACCAUGAUGAAGGAUUUGGCAGUGAGCACGAGCUCUCUGAAAAUGAUGAUGAGGAAGAAGAUUACGAGGAUGAUAAAGAUGAUGACAUCAGCGAUACUUUCUCAGAACCAGCACUAACACUUAGUGGGUCUUCAAAGGAUACUGAAUUCCUCUCUUCCGCAUGUAGAAAUGAAGCCUUAACAACAGAAUUAAGAGCUAACCUUCACCUGGAAGGGUAUGAAAAUGAUUCUGUGGAGGAUUUAAAAGAAAUGACUGCAAUAUCCUCUCGGAAAAGAGGUAAGCGAAGAUAUUUCUGGGAGUACAGCGAGCAACUAACACCAUCGCAACAAGAAAGAAUGCUGAGGCCGUCCGAGUGGAAUCGAGAUACGUUACCAAGUAACAUGUAUCAGAAGAAUGGUCUCCAUCAUGGAAAAUACGCAGCAAAGAAGUCCCGGAGGACUGAUGUAGAAGACCUGACUCCAAACCCCAGGAAACUUCUGCAGAUUGGUAACGAGCUGAGAAAGCUGAAUAAGGUGAUCAGUGACCUGACGCCAGUCAGUGAACUUCCCUUAACUGCCAGACCGAGGUCGAGAAAAGAAAAGAACAAGCUGGCUUCAAGGGCUUGUAGACUAAAAAAGAAAGCCCAGUAUGAAGCCAAUAAAGUAAAACUCUGGGGUCUCAACACGGAAUAUGAUAAUUUACUGUUUGUGAUCAACUCCAUUAAACAAGAAAUAGUUAAUCGGGUGCAGGUACCUAAAGAUGAUAGGGGAGUCAACAUGGAACAGAAGUUGAACAUACUCAUUAAAGACACUCUUGGACUACCUGUAGCUGGACAGACAUCAGAAUUUGUGAAUCAAGUUUUAGAGAAGACUGCAGAAGGAGACCCCACCGGUGGCCUUGUAGGGCUGCGAAUACCAAUGUCAAAAGUUUAA
Molecule: messenger RNA, 2188 nt
Organism: Apaloderma vittatum (bar-tailed trogon)
Lineage: Eukaryota; Metazoa; Chordata; Aves; Trogoniformes; Trogonidae
Gene: CREBRF
Product: CREB3 regulatory factor
Exons: 9
Coding region: 170-2188 (672 amino acids)
Biological process (GO): regulation of transcription by RNA polymerase II; response to unfolded protein
Cellular component (GO): nucleus
Molecular function (GO): RNA polymerase II transcription regulatory region sequence-specific DNA binding; DNA-binding transcription factor activity, RNA polymerase II-specific
Source: RefSeq, a predicted model, not a curated record